Molecule: messenger RNA, 3012 nt
Organism: Salvia hispanica
Lineage: Eukaryota; Viridiplantae; Streptophyta; Magnoliopsida; Lamiales; Lamiaceae
Product: putative TPR repeat-containing protein At1g05150
Cellular component (GO): plasma membrane
Molecular function (GO): protein binding; calcium ion binding
Source: RefSeq, a predicted model, not a curated record
UGAGUUGAAAAGAAACAAUAAAAUAAUGAGCAAAAGAAAAUGAAAAAACAAAACGAAAAAUGAAUUUAGAGAGAAACCAAUGCUGCAGACUGUUUCUCUUUCUUCCUAACUGUCUCUCAAGAUCCAGAUACAGAGGUACACUCUCUUACCUAGCUUCAAAUCCCAGAUUUCCCAUUUUCAGAAGCAGCUUAUAAAUUUAUCUCUCAAUUCUCAGCUGAUUUUGGAAAAUUUCCCAACUGUUUAUCAUGUUCGUAUAAAGCCCUAGGUCAAUCUAAUCUCUGAUUUAGGCACCCUUUGUUCUCAAUUUGAUUCCCUCGAGCUUACUUUUCCGAAUUAGAUUUCCAAUUCAGCCAACAUUCCCGAUUGAAACCCUAGAUUAUCGAGGUGAAACCGAGCUAUGACGACUCGAGGGAGCAGAUCGGAGAAAGUGAAGCGAAUUUUCCAGCAAUUCGACGUGAACAGAGAUGGGGGAUUGAACCGCGAGGAGAUGGCGGCGCUUGUGGUGGCCGUUAACCCUAGGGUUAAGUUCAGCGACGAACAGAUUAGCGCAAUUCUCGACGAGGUUUUCCGCACGUACGGAGAAUUCAUCGACGGCGAGAAAGGCCUCACAUUUGACGGCCUCCUCCGCACCUACGACGACGGAGCUGGCGACGUGGACAGAGAUUUCGAUGCCCUCGGGCUCGAGCUCAAGCCAUCGGAAGAUAAGAAUGGAAUCUCGCAGGCUUCUGAGGAGGCGGCGUCGUCUUCCUCCGUCGCGGACGAGCGUGUGAUGGAGCCCCACAAGAAGCAGCGGACUGCAGCCUGGGCUGCUUCCCCUAACCACGGCAUUGUGUUUGACGACACGUGGCAGCUCGUUGAUGAUCUGGAGAUUCUGAUCAACAGGUUGAAAAUGAAGCAAAUGAAGGAUGGGAAGAUAAAGAAUGACAAUUCAGACGUUUUCUCCGAUCCAGGAUGGUCUAGAGAGCUCGGCCCAUCGAGUGAGAUAUCGGAUAAGAGAGUUAUUUGGGAUGAGUCCUCUGCGGAUUAUGCGGCUUUUGUGAAGGAGUUGGGGGUGUUGAGGUCGAGGGCGGAUAGGGCACGAUCACGAGCUGAGGCGUUUGAUGGCCAAAUGGCUAUUGGUCGUGUGCUAUACGAGCAUUACCUAUUUAAGGAGGCAUUGGUAAGUUUCAAGAGGGCUUGUGAACUUACACCAUUUGAUGUGAAACCUCAUUUUAGAGCAGGGAAUUGUUUGUAUGUUCUUGGUUUGCAUAGUGAGGCGAAAGCUGAGUUUUUGCUUGCCUUAGAGGCAGCAGAGGCUGGUGGGAAUCAAUGGGCUUAUUUGUUGCCUCAGAUUCAUGUGAAUUUAGGGAUUGCACUUGAAGGAGAAGGUAUGGUGCUUGGUGCCUGUGAGCAUUAUAGAGAGGCUGCUAUUCUGUGUCCCACUCAUUUCCGGGCGUUGAAGCUUUUGGGAAGUGCUCUGUUUGGUGUAGGGGAGUAUAAGGCAGCUGUGAAGGCUUUGGAAGAGGCUAUUUAUAUGAAGAACGAUUAUGCAGAUGCACAUUGUGAUUUGGCUUCGGCUUUGCAUGCCAUGGGUGAUGACGAGAAUGCUAUCAAGGAGUUCCAAAAGGCGAUUGAUCUGAAACCGGGUCAUGUGGAUGCUUUGUACAAUUUGGGAGGAUUGUAUAUGGAUAUGGGUAGGUAUCAGAGAGCCUCAGAGAUGUAUACUCGGGUUUUGGCUGUGUGUCCAAACCAUUGGAGGGCGCAAUUGAAUAAGGCCGUCUCUUUGUUAGGAGCUGGAGAAACUGAGGAUGCUAAGAAAGCUCUGAAAGAAGCUUUAAAGAUGACCAACAGAGUGGAAUUGCACGAUGCUAUAGCACAUUUGAAGCAGCUACAGAAGAGGAAGUUGAGGGGGAAUGGUAAUGGCAAUGGUGAGGCAGCCUUCAUCACCGUGGAGCCCUCAAAGUUUAAGGUCGUAGGCGAGAAAACCACACUAAGGCCGGAGCUAGCCAUCGCGCUUGACAUCAGAAACUUUCAGAGGAUCACUCGAUUGAACCGGUGUGAGGUUGAGCUUAUCAAGAAAGAAAUGAGUGAAGGGGAUGUGCCCAUCUCCUAUUCUGGCAGCGGCAUGCCUGAAAAGUCAAUACGCAAAGCUUCGCUAGAAGGAAUUCUCCACAAGUUGCUUAGUUUCUUGAAGCCAGAAACUUUUGUGGGAGCUGUCAAAGCUAUAAACCAGAAAAUUCUCUGCGUUUUGGACGAAUCAGAGUCGGGCAGGGUGGAUUUGGGCAUGUUUUUCGCCGUUCUUGCCCCUCUCUGCGGUGGCUCUGCAGACAAGCGGAAGCAAAUUGCAUACGAGUCACUCUUAUGGCGACCUGUGAACGAAGGCAGUACGCAGAUAAAAAAAUCGGAUGCUCAGAAAUACAUCAAGCUGCUGAGGACGAUCUACAUUCCCACACAUGGGAUAAGUGAGAUCUUGGAAAUUCAUGGAGAGACGGACAACUCCUUGGUUUCGUCGACAGAGUUCAUUGCCAUGUUUGAUGAUCAAGAAUGGGGGUUUAGCAUAAUGUCGACCCUGUUGAAGCUCGAGAGCGGAGAUAGGAGUCGCCAUGGAAGGCAUGUCUGUGCUACCUGCCGGUAUCCCAUAAUUGGGUCGCGUUUCAAGGAGACGAAAGGGCACUUCAGCCUGUGCUGCCAGUGCUACAGCGAGGGGAAAGUGCCCUCUUCAAGCAAGCAAGAAGAAUACAGAUUUAAAGAGUAUGCAAAUGAGUCAGAAGCUGUGAAGGAUAAAUGCCUAUGGUUUGGUUCCAAAGGCUCUCCUGCUGGCUCCUAGCUUUUGUCACAUUCUUCCUAGCUGUUUAAAAUUAGUGUGAAUCAUAUUUAACUUUGCCGGAUGUUUAUUUUUCUAGGGGUUUCCUUUUGUACAAUAAAUCCUUUUGAUAUGUUGGCUCUGAAUUCUUUGUUUCAUAUUUAGGAUUUCAUUGUUUGAGGUUUGUCCACUGAUGUUACCACUUCUUAUAUUGUGCUUGAGUUUGACUC